Molecule: messenger RNA, 1814 nt
Organism: Pelobates fuscus (common spadefoot toad)
Lineage: Eukaryota; Metazoa; Chordata; Amphibia; Anura; Pelobatidae
Gene: GOT1
Product: glutamic-oxaloacetic transaminase 1
Exons: 9
Coding region: 85-1323 (412 amino acids)
Biological process (GO): L-aspartate biosynthetic process
Cellular component (GO): cytosol
Molecular function (GO): pyridoxal phosphate binding; L-aspartate:2-oxoglutarate transaminase activity
Source: RefSeq, a predicted model, not a curated record
UCUCCCCGCCCACGUUCUCAGCCGGUGAAGGUGAAGGUGAAAUUCUCAGUUUGUCGUUGCCGACCGAUCUGUCCUCUGCUCACCAUGGCCGCUGCCUCCAUCUUCUCCUCCGUCCCCCAGGCGCCCCCCGUGGCUGUAUUCCAACUCACCGCAGAUUUCCGGGCGGACAGCGACCCCAGGAAGGUCAACCUGGGAGUGGGAGCUUAUCGUACUGAUGACUCCCAGCCUUGGGUUUUGCCGGUGGUUAAAAAGGUGGAGCAGAAGAUUGCAAAUGACAACUCUUUAAAUCAUGAAUACUUGCCAAUUUUGGGUCUCCCAGAGUUUCGCUCUGGUGCUUCCAGAAUUGCUUUAGGGGAAGAUAGUCCAGCAAUCAAAGAGGCUCGGGUAGGUGGUGUUCAGUCCUUGGGUGGCACUGGAGCACUGCGAAUUGGAUCAGAGUUUCUAAGGAAAUGGUACAACGGAACGAACAAUACUGCUACUCCCAUCUACAUCUCUGCUCCUUCUUGGGAAAACCAUAACGCUGUAUUCAUCGAUGCUGGAUUUAAGGAUAUCCGAGCAUACCGCUACUGGGAUGCUGCUAAUCGAGGACUUGACCUUCAGGGAUUUCUGCAAGAUUUAGAGAAUGCACCAGAAUACUCUAUCUUCGUUCUUCAUGCAUGUGCACACAACCCUACUGGGACAGACCCCACUCCUGAUCAAUGGAAGAAAAUAGCUGACGUCAUGAAGAGAAAGUAUCUCUUCCCAUUCUUUGACUCUGCCUAUCAGGGAUUUGCUUCUGGAGAUCUUGACAAAGACGCGUGGGCCGUACGCUAUUUUGUAUCUCAGGGAUUUGAACUGUUCUGUGCUCAAUCGUUUUCCAAGAACUUUGGUUUGUACAAUGAGAGGGUGGGUAACCUGACUGUUGUGGGAAAAGACGGUGAAAAUGUUGGCCGUGUCCUCUCGCAGAUGGAGAAAAUUGUCCGUACUACCUGGUCAAAUCCACCAUCACAAGGCGCACGCAUUGUUGCAAUAACUCUGAACACCCCUGAACUGUUUGAUGAAUGGAGGGAUAAUGUGAGGACCAUGGCUCAUAGAGUCCUGUUGAUGAGAUCUGAACUCAAAUCAAGGCUGGAAGCCCUUAAAACUCCAGGCGCUUGGAACCACAUUGUUGACCAAAUUGGAAUGUUCAGCUACACUGGGCUAAACCCUAAGCAAGUGGAGUAUCUGAUUAAAGAGAAGCAUAUCUACUUGAUGGCCAGUGGUCGCAUUAAUAUGUGUGGAUUAACAACAAAGAACAUUGACUAUGUGGCUCAGUCUAUUUAUGAAGCUGCCAACAUCCAUUAAAUAUAUUGACGACAUUUAAUUUGUGAUGUGUAGUACGUGGACUAAUGUUCACGGUUGAAACCUUACCCGUGUUUUGUUAAUGCUUUAAAAUGGAACAAAUAUUCUGCAGGGAGAAUUGUUACACAAGGUUAUGUGUUUAUAAAAGAACACUUAUUGUAUUCCGUGGUUAAUUCCCUUUAUUGAAACCUUUGAAUGGCUUCCCAGCUCAGACCUAGUAUUCUCAUGCUCUUCACAAUGCAUAUCUCCCUCUUUCUGUUUGUAAGCUCUUAUCUCUUUUGUUUUUCAUAUUAGAUAUAAUGCGUGUUACAGAUGUUAAAUUCUGCAAAUCAGCAGUUAAUGACGAAGAAUAACCAAGAUGGAUUUUUGGGAAUACACUCUUAGUGAAAGAGCUCAUCAAAUUUAAAUACACCGGUCAACCACCAUUUGCAGACAAUACAUGUCCAUCUUACGCUAGAUCUAUUCUAUACAUUGGCUUGUAAAAUAGUUUUAAA